Adineta ricciae is the source of this 2031-nucleotide messenger RNA. NCBI's taxonomy places the organism in Eukaryota, Metazoa, Rotifera, Eurotatoria, Adinetida, Adinetidae. The record is from the annotation of a GenBank genome assembly.
AUGAACUAUCUCGAUUUUACCAAUGAUAUCAUCGGACUAGAUCAGCCGAAUACGUUGAAUCCGACAACAAUGCAGCCAUUACCACCACAAACACAGCCACAACCAUCAUCAUCGGCAGCGUCAAAUACAUCUACACUUAUUCGUCAACAACCAUCACAGCAACAAACAAAAGAUUUAUCUGAUUGGAGGAACAUUCAACUUGGAACAACAGCCACAUUUUUAGAUCCUUUCUGGCUACCACAAACACCCGCAACGUCAAUAUCAAAUCCUUGGGCAGCUCCAACUACUACGAUCUAUCCAUCGUCAUCUCACAAUCCCUAUCCAUGGGGACAUUCGAACACGAACGCACCAUGGAAAUUGCCGAUCGGACCACCACAAUCAUUUACUCACUUUAAUCAACACCAUCCAAUGAAUAACAAUGUAAAUCCCAGAAUAAAUCCAAUCAGACAUUAUGUGCCUGUUCCACCGAUUCCGUAUUCAUAUCCUACUUCAACUAUUCCACCGAAAGCUCCGUCUCGUGAGGCCGAGCUUAUGCUCAUACCCGAUGUUGAUAUCGAUGAAGUUCUGGGAGAAGUUGAAACGGUUAUUCCAGAUAUCGAUCUUGAUGCUGCACGUCGAACGAUCAAAUCAAUGAAUCGACUUCCGUCAACAAAUGACAUUGUCACAUAUUUUCUCGAUAAUGGCUACGUGAAAAAAGUGAAAAAACCUUUCUCAGCCAAUGCUCAACAUCAAUCUUCAUUAAAACGUACCAUCUCAGAUAUAAUCGAUGAUAUUCCGAAGUUUUUAUCUUCCUAUCCUGAUCCAGUUCAUUACUUUUUCGAUACUCAACGCAAACAAUCCGAAUCGUAUAUCAAUCACGCGAAAGCGUACCUUCUACGUGCAUUUCCAACGACAGACAAAACAGUUCUAGAGCAAGCUCUACAAGAAGAAAACUGGCAUUUCUUACCAACUGUCAGAAAACUUGAAACACGAGCAGGAAUUCGUACGAAUACGUUUUUACAGCGAAUGACAAUCAAAAGAUCGUUAGAUAUGAUUGAUUUAUCUGUCGAAGGUGUGGGUCGAACGCCGUCAAUAGCAUGGAUAAUCAAAAAUAAUAAAUUUGCUUAUCCAAUUCCACAUACACCAUGCGAGGAGUUUUACGAUGAACUUCGAUUUGCUAAAAACGAAAUCAAAAUUCGCCGAUAUCUCGGCAAAAUCUCCAAAGAGCACGAGAAACGCGUGAAAAAAGCGAAGAAAGGCAAUGAAACAUUAGAAUGUGAAAUAUGCUGCCAAGAAGAUUUAUUGAUCGACGAUAUGGUCGAAUGUACAGUUGGACAUCUUUAUUGUCGAAAUUGUGUUCGAACACAUAUCGAUGUUUGUUUUAAAGAAGGAAAAUGCCGAUUUGCUUGUGUGGAAAGUUCAUGUCCUGGUGAAUAUACAAUGCGACUCGUUGGCGAAUUAUUACCGCCGAAAGAUUUGAAGAGAUUAAAUCGAAGAAUUCAAGAGGAAAACAUUCGACAAGCGGAAAUCGAUGGUCUCGAAUGUUGUCCGUAUUGUCCAUAUGCAGUCAUCGUAGAUAAUCCAGAUGAUAAAGUCUUCCGCUGUCUAAAUCCUGAAUGUAUGAAAGAAACAUGCCGCUUAUGCAAAGAGCCUAGUCAUAUUCCAUUACGAUGUGAUGAAGUGGAAAAAGGUAUGGAACUUGAAAUGCGUAAGUUUAUCGAAGAACAUGUAACAGAAGCAAUGAUUCGCAAAUGUCCUCGAUGUACACAACGGUUUUACAAAGUUGAAGGUUGUAACAAAAUGACCUGUUCAUCAUGUGGACUAUUUAUAUGUUAUGUUUGUCGUGAAACAAUUAAUGGUUACGAUCAUUUUACAAAUAAUGAAAAAUGUACUUUAUCGAAUCAAAGCGAAAAAAUUCAUUAUGAAGAAACGAUACAAGCGUAUACGAAUGCAAAAAAUGAAUAUCUUCGAUUACAUCCGGAGGCUCAGGAUAUGAUUCUUCGCUAUGAUCCCAUUUCACAUUUAACAAAACUAUCAAUGGGUGCUGUUUGA